This is a messenger RNA of Danio aesculapii, 532 nucleotides long. It is a transcript of the gene naa38, whose product is annotated as N-alpha-acetyltransferase 38, NatC auxiliary subunit. The record is from RefSeq and is a predicted model, not a curated record. NCBI's taxonomy places the organism in Eukaryota, Metazoa, Chordata, Actinopteri, Cypriniformes, Danionidae. The transcript is spliced from 2 exons. Bases 1 to 234 code for a protein of 77 amino acids.
AUGCCAACUGCCGUUAAACACCAAAGAAGAAGAAGAAGACGACGAAGUGCGGAGGUUCUAAUGGCAGCACAGGGAGAAGAGAACAGCACACAAAUGCAAAAUGAGUUCUUUUCCACAGAUUCUCUCUCACAAGGUGAGCCCAGAGUGUUAGGACUGGCUAUGAUCCCUGGCCAUCAUGUGGUGUCUAUAGAAGUGGAGACCGAAAGCCUUCAGACAACCACCCAUGGACUCUGACAACUUCAGAGACAUUUGGGGUCACCAUGUGAACAGAGAAAAUGCCACGAACAUUUGUGUCUGCAACAACAGAGAUGGCAGGGAAGAUUUGCUAUUGUUAAUGUCGGGUUGGCCCUCUAUUGAAGCAAAAGUAUUGAUAUGACUGUACCAUUUUGCUUCUGAGUUUGCUUGUUUGAAUCAAAAGUAUGGAUGAUAUGACUGUGCCAUUUUGCUUCUGAAUUUGCUUGGCUGUGACCAGUUCACAUUGUCUGUAGAAUUACUGACACUUACGAUUCAAUAAGAGACAGAUGAAGUACGA